Topomyia yanbarensis is the source of this 1707-nucleotide messenger RNA. It is a transcript of the gene alien, whose product is annotated as COP9 signalosome complex subunit 2. The transcript is spliced from 4 exons. Gene Ontology annotation, biological process: protein deneddylation. NCBI's taxonomy places the organism in Eukaryota, Metazoa, Arthropoda, Insecta, Diptera, Culicidae. Gene Ontology annotation, cellular component: COP9 signalosome. The coding region runs from base 126 to 1517 and encodes 463 amino acids. The record is from RefSeq and is a predicted model, not a curated record.
AACGUAAAUAACCGCUUGCGAUUUCGGUCUGCAAAAAAAUUUGUUUCGUCGGCAGUAGUGAAAAAUUUGCAUAAUUUUGUAUUUGAUCAUAAGCUUGUUGUUUGGAUUUGGCUGCUAAAUCAACGAUGUCCGACAUUGAUGAUGAUUUCAUGUGCGAAGAUGAGGAGGAUUAUGGCCUGGAAUAUUCUGAGGACAGUAAUUCGGAACCGGAUGUGGACUUGGAGAAUCAGUACUACAACAGUAAAGCAUUGAAAGAGGAAGCCCCUUUGGAAGCGCUGAAAUCCUUUCAGAAAGUUCUUGACUUGGAGAAUGGAGAGAAGGGAGAAUGGGGGUUUAAGGCCCUUAAACAGAUGAUCAAAAUUAACUUUAAACUGCAAAACUACCAGGAAAUGAUGACCCGGUAUAAGCAAUUGCUGACCUACAUCAAAAGUGCAGUAACCAGGAACCAUUCAGAGAAGUCGAUCAACUCUAUUUUGGACUACAUCUCUACUUCAAAGAAUGUAGGUUUCUAUUGCUUAAAUUUUGUGUACCACAAGUUUUAUAAACAUUUCUCGCAGAUGGAACUGCUUCAAAAUUUCUACGAAACCACUCUCGAAGCCCUGAAGGAUGCCAAAAACGAUCGCCUUUGGUUCAAGACCAACACCAAGCUGGGAAAGUUGUACUUUGACCGGAAUGAUUUUGGCAAGCUUCAGAAAAUUUUGAAACAACUGCAUCAAUCCUGUCAGACUGAUGAUGGCGAGGAUGAUCUUAAAAAAGGCACUCAGUUGUUAGAAAUCUAUGCGCUGGAAAUUCAGAUGUAUACUGUACAAAAGAACAACAAAAAAUUGAAAGCCUUGUAUGAGCAAUCACUGCACAUUAAGUCCGCAAUCCCUCAUCCGCUGAUUAUGGGCGUGAUCCGAGAGUGCGGUGGUAAGAUGCAUCUCCGAGAAGGAGAAUUUGAGAAAGCUCAUACGGACUUUUUCGAGGCAUUCAAAAAUUACGACGAAUCUGGUUCGUCGAGGCGCACAACUUGCUUAAAGUAUCUGGUUUUAGCCAACAUGCUCAUGAAAUCGGGCAUUAAUCCGUUCGAUUCGCAGGAAGCGAAACCGUACAAGAACGAUCCGGAAAUUCUGGCAAUGACAAAUUUGGUAGUAAGUUAUCAGAACAAUGACAUCAUGGAGUUUGAGUCAAUUCUGCGGAACAAUCGAAACAAUAUUAUGGCAGACCCAUUCAUUCGAGAACAUAUUGAAGAUUUGCUGCGAAACAUUCGUACCCAGGUACUGAUCAAGUUGAUUCGCCCGUAUACCAAGAUUACGAUUCCUUUUAUUUCGAACGAACUGAAUAUCGAACCAGUUGAAGUGGAAAGCUUGCUGGUGUCCUGCAUCCUGGAUAGCACCAUCCAGGGUCGCAUCGAUCAGGUCAAUCAGGUGCUGGAACUGAACAAGGAGGCACGCUGCGGGGCUCGAGACAGUGCUAUCGAAAAGUGGUCCAACCAGAUCAACUCGGUACAAACUGCCAUCAUCAACAAGAUGGCGUAAAGCAUGUCGCAAUAAUGUCGAUUCCUCAGACAGUAUGUGGGAUAGGUACCAUUUCGAUUUGAAAGCGCUAAUGUUAGCUGAUUUGUUCAGGAUGUAGUUUCGUCACGGGAUAAGACUAUGUGGAGCAAUGCGUCGGAAAAAAGAAAACGAAAGAAAAAACAGCCGCUUGUUAUUAUCUAUUAUGUAUAAA